UUGUGAAAGUGUCAUCUGCAAUAGAAUGAACUGAUUUCCCGCCCGGAAAUCGUAUUGUUUGUACUGAUCGUCAGUUACUCGGUUGCAGCGGUACAGUCCCAAAUUGUCCGGUGCAGUAGAACGGAAAAGUGUAAAAAAUACCCAAAGUGAAUCUUGUCACUACCCGGAACCGCAACCCGUUCCAGGAUGGCGCACCAUCAAGGGCAGGAGGUUGGCGUACAAGACUUUGUCCUGCUGGACUCAGUCACGAAGGAGAACUUUAUGGACAACCUGCAACGAAGGUUUCAGGCUGGUAAAAUCUACACCUACAUCGGCGAAGUAUGCAUUUCGAUGAAUCCGUACCGCGAGAUGAACAUCUAUGGUCCGGAGUACGUGAGCCGCUACAAAGGGCGGGAGUUGUUCGAGAAUGCGCCACACAUCUUCGCUAUCGCGGAUGCUGCUUAUCGUGUGCUGAAGCAGCGCAACAGCGAUACGUGCAUCAUGAUUUCCGGCGAGUCCGGGGCCGGCAAGACGGAAGCUUCAAAGAUCAUCAUGAAAUACAUCGCAGCCGUAACGAACCAAGGCAAACAGGGCGAGAUAGAGCGAGUCAAGAAUGUGCUCAUCAAAAGCAACGCUAUUCUGGAAUGUUUCGGCAACGCGAAAACGAAUCGCAACGACAACAGCAGUCGCUUCGGCAAGUACAUGGACAUCGAGUUCGAUUACAAAGGCGAUCCGGUUGGCGGCAUCAUCACGAACUAUUUGCUAGAGAAAUCGCGUGUUAUCCAGCAACAGAGCGGCGAACGGAAUUUCCAUUGUUUUUACCAGUUGCUUCGUGGUGGUAGCAAUGGCGAGUUGCAGCAGUUUGGUUUAUCGCGCGACCCGGCAUCGUAUCAUUACACCAACCAAGGCAGCACGGAAACGUUAUCGGAGAAAUCGGACUACCGAGCCACCACCGGCGGACUGCAGGCACUUGGAUUCAGUAGCGAGGAGAUCUCUAUGGUGUGGCGCACGGUGGCAGCUAUUUUGCACUUGGGAAACAUCAACUUCCAAUUGCAAAACGAUCAGCUAGAGGUGGCCAAUGGCCAAACGCUGAACAACGUGGCUCGGCUACUGCAGGUGACUGUCGAGGAAAUGCGUACCUCGCUGACGGAACGUGUCAUUGCGGCGAGGGGAGAAAUCAUGACGAAAGCCCACGACACGGUGCAGGCAGAGUUCGGGCGGGAUGCGUUGGCGAAGGCGGUCUACGAUCGGAUGUUUAGCUGGAUCAUUCAGCGCAUCAACAAGGCUAUCCUGGUGCCCGGGAGCAACACUCACAAGCGCUACAACCGGGUUAUCGGCGUGCUGGACAUCUACGGGUUUGAGAUUUUCGAUCGGAACAGCUUCGAGCAGUUUUGCAUUAACUAUUGCAACGAAAAGCUACAGCAACUGUUUAUCGAACUGGUACUCAAGCAGGAGCAGGAAGAAUACAACCGAGAGGGAAUCGAGUGGACGAACAUCGAGUACUUUAACAAUCAGAUUAUUUGCGCACUGGUGGAGCAACCGGACAAGGGCGUAAUAGCGAUCAUGAACGAAGCGUGCCUCAAUGUGGGUAAAAUUACCGACGAAAUGCUGUUGGAGGACAUGGACAAAAAGUUGUCGCAUCAUCCACACUACACCAGCCGGCAGCUGAAGCCGAUGGAUAAGGAACUGCGGCACCGUGAGGAUUUCCGUAUCACACACUACGCAGGGGACGUGAUCUACUCGAUCGGUGGAUUCAUCGAGAAGAACCGCGAUACACUGUUCCAGGACUUUAAGCGCUUGCUGUACCGCUCGCAGGACCCCCUCAUCAGCCAGAUGUGGCCGGAGGGUGCGCAAGAUAUCGCCAAGACGACGAAACGUCCCUUGACUGCCGGUACACUGUUUCAGAAGUCGAUGGCCGAGCUGGUUGCGACGCUACUGCGCAAAGAGCCACUGUACGUGCGGUGCGUCAAACCGAACGAUAUCAAGAGCCCAACGGUGUUCGAUGACGUACGGGUCGAGCACCAGGUGCGCUAUCUGGGGCUGCUCGAAAACGUCCGUGUCCGACGGGCAGGGUUCGUGCACCGGCAGCGGUAUGAUAAGUUUCUGCUGCGCUACAAGAUGAUUUCACAGUACACCUGGCCCAACUUUCGCGGCGGCAACGAUCGGGACGGUGUGAAGGUGUUGAUGAACGAGAAAAACUUCAGCCACGAUGUACGGUUCGGGCGGACGAAGAUCUUCAUUCGUUCGCCCCAGACACUGUUUGCCCUCGAGCAGCAGCGAAACGACAUGAUGCCACACAUUGUGACGCUUCUGCAAAAGCAGGUCCGUGGGUGGAUCGCACGGCAGAAGUAUCGACGGAUGAAGGCCGCUCUCGUCAUCAUGCGCCAUUACCGGAAGUACAAGCUGAAGAGCUACGUCCAAGAUUUGGCUGUGCGAUUCCGGAAUGCGCGCACGUUACGAGACUACGGACGGGGAAUACAGUGGCCACAGCCUCCGCUUGUCGGUCGGCAAGCGGAACGGCAGCUGCGAAUGCUGUUCUCACGCUGGCGGGCGGCCAUGAUACUACGCAAGUAUCCGCGCGACGAGUGGCCGCAGCUGCGUCUGCAAAUCAUCGCCGCCAGUGCGUUCCGCAAGCGGCGCAAAUUCUGGGGUCACGAUCGCAAGUGGCUCGGUAACUACCUUUCGAUCGUGGCGGAAAACAGCAACUACUCGUCGUACAAUGCGAGUGUGCGGAACAUUAAAAACACCGAUCACUUCGACACUAUCGUGUUUUCAGCGUUUGUCAAAAAGUUCAACAAAUGCAACAAAUCUGCCGAUCGGGCGAUCAUCGUCACCGACAGCAGCAUUUACAAGCUCGAUGGUCCGAAGAACAAGUUCCGCAACAUGAAACGUACCGUCGCCAUUAAAGAGAUUACCUCGAUAAGUGUCAGCCCGGGGCGGGAUCAGCUGGCAGUGUUUCACUCGCAUCAUAACAACGAUCUUAUCGUGGCGCUCCAAGGUGAACACCAACCGCUGAAGGAGGAUCGUAUUGGGGAGCUGGUGGCGCACGUCGUAAGGCGACAUUUUGCGCUCUGUCAGCAGGAACUUGCAGUAAAUGUGGCACCUUCGUUUCCGCUGCGUCUGGGAAACAAAUCGCGCUCGAUGAACAUUGAGGCAGCCGUCGGUCAAGAGAUGGCAGAAUUCACUUAUGCGGGCACCUUCAUCGUCUACAAGGUGCCGCCGGCCUACGCUAGCCCGCUGGAAUCAGGGGAAGUGGCGCCGAACACGUUACCACGACGCUACUAAUUAGGGAGUAUCGAAGGGGGGAGGAUAAAGCAGAAACGCAAGUGCCAUUCUGGAGUAGGUGAAAGCCGCUUUCCAACGUCGAAAUGGUUCAUGGAUUUCAGCUACCGGUGCCGGUUGCCUACGACCUUCCGUAUGGCGAAGCGGACGAUCGAGAGUGGCGGCUGUGCACUCAGCAACAACUAUAUGUGAUAAAGGAACAGUACUUUUGUGAGUAUUCUCACGCCAAUUUGCAUACGCGCGCGCCAUCGUCGUCGUGGUGCAACCUUUGCAGUAUCGUCAUUUGUUUCCUUUCCUUGUUGUUUAGUUUAGCCUUUCUUUUUAUAGCUUUUUGCUACUGGUAGGGUGGUGUUUUUGGUAGUGCUGAAAAUUUUAGUUUUUUGUUUUCUGUUCGUUUUUCCUGCAUUUGAUUCCAAUAAGUUUGCAGGGCGACUGCAGGUACUUUUUCAGCGAAUUGCAAUAGACCGAAGGUGCCUUUUUUACAACAGAGUUUUUCACAGAAAAAGAGUAAAAAGUAGUGGCCAAAAACUAAACUUCUGCAGAAAGAACUGUCCCUUUUCAAAGCGAUAGGCAAUGCAAUAAAUAAGUACUUGAGGAUUAGGAGACGCGCGGUUAGUUUUGGGGGUAACGAAACGAAAGUUUUUCUACGAUUUAUGGCAAAUAACGUACAAUCACUAAUGUAUGUGUACACUGUAUUUUACCCGGAAAAUAAACCAUUUUAUUUAAAU
Messenger RNA from Anopheles cruzii, 3989 nucleotides. RefSeq names its product unconventional myosin ID (gene Myo31DF). The record is from RefSeq and is a predicted model, not a curated record. Gene Ontology annotation, biological process: actin filament organization; vesicle transport along actin filament. NCBI's taxonomy places the organism in Eukaryota, Metazoa, Arthropoda, Insecta, Diptera, Culicidae. Bases 187 to 3264 code for a protein of 1025 amino acids. The transcript is spliced from 8 exons. Gene Ontology annotation, molecular function: actin filament binding; microfilament motor activity; ATP binding. Gene Ontology annotation, cellular component: vesicle; cytoplasm; myosin complex.